AUGACGGCAUCGCAAACAAUCGAAACCGGUCACGUCGACUCUAUCGUAAGCUCCAGGCGUUCCAUGGCGUGCGAUGAUCCUCCCAGACUGACCCACCCGACCCGCUUUGCCGUCCUCCGCGACGGUCGCGCUACCCGUGCCCGUGACCGUGCCCGUGACCGUGUACGAACCGAACCGUGCAGCACGACGCCCAACUCGACUACUAUGGCCGACGACUCGCGACGGGCUCAUCGGACCGUACGAUCCGACUGUUCGAGGUCGAGGGCGAUGAUAGAUAUCGAUUGGUAGACACUCUGCGAGGGUUAGUUUGGUCGUCGCCGUUCCCCUCGACGUGGCCAACGGGCGCGCACUCGGUCCUACACGAACGAGCAACCUCGUACAACUACGCGAGAGCUACCAGCUGAUCCCUCCACACGGAUUCCUACCGCACCAGACACGACGGCCCGAUCCAUGCGCUCGCGUGGGCCCACCCCUCAUUCGGCUCCAUCCUCGCCUCGUGCUCGUUCGACGGCAAAGUCUUUGUCUGGAAGGAGAACGACGGACCUCAAAAGGGGUGGAGCAAGGUCAAGGAACACUUGUUGCACACCGCUUCGGGUCAGUUCUCCGAACACCGAACGGACGGAUGGGGUCCAUCGAGGAUCCUGACCCCUCAGGUCUUUCGCUUCUCUGGCCGAAUGCGGUCGUUUACUGACUGGUCUCCUCCGUUCUGUCUAUCCCCAGUCAACGCCAUUGCGUGGGCGCCUCAUGAACUCGGUCCUAUCCUCGCUUGCGCCUCUUCCGAUGGCAAGGUCUCCGUCUUGACCUUCAACGGUCAGUCUACCCCACCCCACCCUGACAACACGACCCGAACGGAGAAGCCACGGAACACGAGGCUGAAUCACAUCUCCUUCGUCGAUCUUUUCACAUUACAUUACAGAUAACGGUACCUGGGACGCAUCCCUCUUCCCCGCCCAUGCGCUCGGCGUCACGUCCAUUUCGUGGGCACCCGCCGUCGGCGUCGGCGCCUUGACCUCGGUCGACGGGCAGCAGGACGGUGGACCCUUGGCGAUCCAGCAGGUCAAGCGGUUCGCGACGGGUGGAUGCGAUGCAUUGGUCAAGAUUUGGGUGUGGGAGUGCGUACCGUGAAGCCCUGGUGUGCCGUUGCAGAGGCGCUCAGCCGAGUUGUCCUGCGUUCACCGCCGAGGUGCGAAAUGCUAAUGAUACUCCCCCGACUCCGCUCACAGGGAGGAGACAAAGUCGUGGUCACCUGAUCCGAUUCAACCCAUUCUGGAAGGGCACGUCGAUUGGGUUCGAGACGUCGCAUGGGCACCGAGCGUCGGCGUCGGUCGUGCGUACCUCGCCAGUGCCGGUCAGGUGAUUUUGUUUUUGCCUGUGCAGCGAUGCUCCUCUUGUUGAUCUUGAGAAAGGAAGCUGAUGUAUCUCUCUACUUCGUACAAAUCAGGACAAGACGGUAUACAUCUGGACCCAAGAUUCGCCACGUGCGACAUGGAACAAGGUCGCGCUCGAACCGACCCCAUCCGCGCCGACACAAGCUGGUGCCGGUGCCGGUGGCGAGGGCAAGUUCGGCGAGGUGGUGUGGAGGGUCAGUUGGAGCGUGUCGGGAAACGUCUUGGCUGUUUCGAGUGGUGAGUUUUAAUUUUUCGCGGUCGGUGGGCUUUGAAGGUGUGAGGGAAACGCUAUCCGGCUGAUCUUCAUUCGUGGUUCUCUCAGGCGAUGGCAAAGUGAGCUUGUGGAAGGAGAACUUGAAGGGCAAGUUCGAGGAGGUGUCGGUGAGUGCUGAGAGAUGCUAGAUCGGUGCAUGUGGUAUGACUCUUGGGAUGUUGAUGAUCGCUUUUCGGUACGCAGGAAUUGACAUCGUAAUCUUCUCUUUGUGCGCGUGGGCGGAUGACUCUUUUUUUUGAUACGGUUUCUGGGACCCCUCUCUUUGCUUCUUUGACUGCCGAUGCUUUAUGAAAUGCUUGAUGUCACAAUAACCCCUAAAAUUUAAUGAGAGCGUCAUGCGUCACGUGCCAGAGUCGUCUCAAGUCGUGUGAUCUGCGCCUGGGCUUGUUUGGCACCCCCCACCUUGUACGCUCUCUUGCUUGCUGUCGAUUGCUGUGCACGUCACGUCGAGUCAGCCGCGCGUUCGUCCUCAAGUCUCCGUCCUGGCUUCAUCCGCUCGCUCCUCCCCCAAGAGACCCGAGUGCGAUGGCGCCUGACGGUGGUGAGUCCAGCCACGUUCUGCAGCUGUACGUUUCACUGCUGACCAUGAGCACACCUCCAGGAGAACCUCCCCGCGGCGCAGGUCGAGCUCCGGCGACGGCAGCACGAAGCUACGCCGCUGCCUCAUCCUCCUCCUCGGCGUCGUCCUCCGCUGCACCCCAUGCACCCGACGUACUUCCAUCUGCUUCCUCCGUGGCCUCUUCUCCGCCUCCGCUUCCUCCCAAAAUUCGCUCGUGUAGAUCGAGUUCGGCAAGAGCUAUCCCUACCCCCGCCGACCUCUUCAACCCAGUCCCGACGAGCUCCUUUUUUGGAUCCGACCCCGUAUCCUCCUCCUCGCCCUCUUCAUCGUCUUCUCCCUACUUUCAUCGAGCCUCGAUGAACCCCACGGACACUCCACGUGUCCCGCCGCCUCGAUUGCCAGCAUGGACGAACGGCGCACGACCCUCAGCGGUCUAUGACGACGCGCUCCACUCGACGACGAAUCGAGUUCGGUCCGGCUCGUCCGGCUCGAUCACCGCGGCCACGGCCUCGACGGCGAAUGUCAAAGGUGCUGUUGGGAUCACGUCCAUGUCUGGCGUCGAGACGUCGUCGUUUAGGAAACCUUCGAUCUCGCCCAAGCACGCUUUGCCUACAUUGCCCCUGAGUUGGUCGUCGAUUUCGCCUCAGUUCGCUAGAGCACCACCUCCACCACCACUACCGCCGUCGUCCCAAGGGGCAGCGGUACCGGGGAAGGAAUUCGGUGGUGAAGCGAUGGUGCCUUCGAAUCAGCAGUCGAAACCGGCGCCCUUGGGAUGGGCCUUGCCCCCUCAGCCCUCCACUCGCGGCGAUACGACGGGGUGGGAAGUCGACCCCAGCGCCCCGCUCACCAGUUCGACGCUUGACCACCAACAGAUCGAAUUCGCCCCUCCUCCCUUUGCGAUCCCGCAUCGUACACGUACGACGAGGGCGCGUUACGGCUUCAGCAACAUCGCCGGGUUGGGUUGGACCGCGCCAAAGAUCUUGGAAAAGCCUGUUCGGGGUGGGGUCGUCGGAGGGAUAUGGCAGCAUGGCGUGUGGGACUUCAAGGUCGUCGACACACCCGAGAAUUAUCCGCCGAUGGGGGAGUUGCCCCCAAAGCCUGUGAAGGAACCGGUGGUGCCAGCGACGAUGACUACCCCCCUGUCCCCGACAAGCGAGACGACCGAAUCGCUCGAUGCCAUGCAGGUCGACGGCGAGACCACCAAACGAUCCGACGCCGUCGUCGCCGAAGUCUCGAUGCAGCAAGCUCCUCCCCCACACAAGACAAUCUCGCGAGCCGAACUCGAUCAAGCCCGACCGCACCCCCACCUCUACUACGUACCCCGCCAACAUGCGUGGGCGCUCUUUGCCCAUUUUGAGCAGACCGACGCUCACCGUUCCUUUGUCGACGAUGGUCAAGUGCGACUGUGGGUCUCGUCGUAUGAGACGGCUGAGGUUCUGCUCAAGCGACUCGAGCCUCCGCUUCCUACCCCCUUUGAACCCUUCGAUACGAUGGAGCUACCCCUUCCCGCUCGAGAAGUCUUUGAUGCCGCCCGUCGCGUCUGCCUCGACCCUGAACCCGAGUACGUGACCAAGAUCGACGAGCCCAAGUCCGGUCGGUCGAUCCUCUUUUCGGAACAAGAGUUGUACCCCUGCGUCAUCCCUAUGCACGUCCUGCACGAGUUGCUGAGGACGAGGAGUGAGAGCCCGAGUCCCGGUGAUUCGGCCGAGGAUGCAAAGUUGAAUGCAAUUCAGACGUUGUGGAGGUGGGUGACCUCACUUCUUCUCUGGAGUAGUGUAUCGAAAUUGAUCCGUCUGCGACCCUUUCUUCAGAUCCCUCGACAACCUCCUCUUCAAAGCCGAACAGCGACCCCUCUCGAUCAACGGCAAAGCCUUUGCGCGCUGUCUGCCCUGGGACGAGCUCACGCGCGCCAUUUUUGUCGCCAUUCUCGGGUUCAGACUCACGCCCGAGGAGACGCUCUGUCCACCGAAUCUCGUUGACUCGACCGACGAAGGACGAGUGAACCGACAUAGGUUGUUGAGGUGUUGGCUCGAGUUGGGACUCUGGAUCGAGCAUGUGCGCAAGUUGGAGGAUCAAGCGAGGAUCCGUAGAGUCGCGACGAGGGUCGAAUUAUCCUCGGGCGUGGAUGCGAUGAAGAAAAUCUUGGGACCCGAUACACUGGCGAGGGUUCCAGCUUCGAGCGCUUGGGCCAUUGCUGGACGGUCGGCGAUGACGGCCGGGUUCGAUGGUCCGGUCAACCUGUCGCAUCAACUCGCUCAGGCGUAUCACUUCUUGGGCGUAACGCCUGAUUUGGCUGAUUCGGUCGUGGAGGAGGUGUACAAGGAGCAGGUGGGGAGGUGUUCGGCUUAUACGGCGGAUUGUGAGUUCAGUCCCUGGCCUUUCGGGGUGAGGAAUGUCAGGGCUGACGCAGUAUUAUCACUUUUCCUUCCCACCAGUCCUCGAAGCAAUUCAGGAGAUCAACCACGAUCGUCAUUCGGACGUGCUCGAGAUGCUGAUCGCGACCGAACGUUCGAUCGGGCGCGUCUCACUCUCGGACCUGCGCAACGCCUACAAAGAACUCGGCCUCGAAUUUGACCAUUCCCGUUCCGUGACCGACGACGAGAUCGCCUUCCGCUUCGGACAGAGGAGGGAACAGGUGACCGAUCCUGAACGGAAGAAGGUGUUGAAGGAGGCGAUGAAACAGAUUGCCGAUCAGAGGGAUAGCGAGUUGCUCAAGGUCAUGUUGCUUUCUGCGAAUGAUGAGGAGGAUCGACCGGCGAUGUCGUUGGAGAAGGCGUACAAAUUGUUGGAGGCGACGCCGGAAAUGUCGGAUGAGAUACUGAGCAUGGUUUAUGAUGUUCGAGUACGUUUCGGAGAAAAGGGGGCUCGUGGGUCGCACAUCGGGCGCUGAUCUUGACUUUCGCGAAUGGUGCAGAUCGCUGACGCUCCGGGUCAAGUCGAUGUAAUGACCCAAGCUCUGGCGACGAUCGGUCAGGCCAUUGGCAGCGACGCCAUUCGGGUCAAACUGGGUGGUGAUACGGGUGAGUAUUCUCAAGGUGAAAAUCAAAUCCCAUGGAUACCCAGGGCUGACCUGCCCGGUACCAAUCCCCAGCUGCUCUGAUCCCCCAACCUGCACCGGACAUGCCCGUCGGUUUAACCAACAUCGCCAACACGUGCUACCUCAACUCGCUCCUACAGUACUUUUUCACCAUCCGCGAGCUGCGUGAAGCCGUACUCCGCUUCCAGCCGACGCCGACGACCGACGUCUCGGCCCUCAAUCGCGUCGGCGGUCGCCUCGUCACCAAAGCCGAAGUCGAACGGUCGAAAAAGUUCGUCGUGCUCUUGCAGACCUUGUUCAACCAGCUCAUUCACUCCCCUUCGACGUCCAUCACCCCCGAAACGGAAUUGGCGUAUCUCGCUUUGGUGCCUUCCAAGGACGAAGCGGAGGUGCUGACGACGACGUCGCCGGCGGACGACCUCGUCAUUUUGAAUGAUCCGGCUCGAACGAGUGGAUCCCCCAUCGCGACGACGUCCAUGUUGCCUCCGACGAGCGAUGACUCCGACCUCAAGUCACCCUCUUCGUCGAUCCUAGGCAAGAGGCGGAACUCGCACCUCGACAGUGACAUCAAGGGAAGUCUGGCAUUGGACCAGGUCCGCAUCGAGUCAUCGCAGGCUCAAUCGCCCAACCAGAGUAGCUCGGACGGAGCUUCACCUCCUGCGGAUCUAAUCGUCGAUCUCGAAGCCGCAAGUGUUUUGAACAGGGAAAAGAGUGGGGCUUCAUUGUCGAGGUCUUCGUCGAAGACGGUCGUCGGAGAGUUGUUGGGGUCCUCGGACGAGCAGCGGAAGAUGAAGAGGGGUAAAUCUGUCGACGGUUCGAUUUUCGGUCACGGCGAUGAGAUGAAGGUCGACGAUGAUGACGACGAGGUCAUUAUCCUCGAACCUCCUACCGGAACGUCGAUGACCAGGCCGCCUACGCUCCCGCCUCGGCCACGACGACCGUCCAAGGCGGUGACGAAACUCGAGGAUCAAGUUUCCAACUACAUGUCGUUUGGUCGUCAGAACGACGUCACCGAGUGCAUGGACAAUGUCAUGUUCCAGAUUGAAUGUGCGCUCAACCCUGAUGGGACCCCGGACGAACCCAGCGGAUCAGCGACGACGAAUGAUGUCUCCACUUCGGUGCUACGCAGGUCAGUAGUAGACAAGGUGAACAAGAUGUGGUUUCUAUGAACUGAUAAAGAGACCGUUCUCUGCCGACGAACAGAACGCUGUACGGCAAGAUGCGCCAACACCUCGAAUUCACCGACCCUUCCGUGCCCGAGCCGAUCCGUAUUCGCGAAGAACCCUUCUUCUCCUUACUCGUCGACGUCGCCGAGGAAGGUCACACCGUUUACGACGGCCUCGACACCGUCUUUGACGAUUCGAUCGUCACGAUCGAGGGACACGAGGCGCGACGGAGGAUGAGGUUGGUCGACGUGCCUCCGAUCCUGCAGAUCCAACUGCAGCGCGUGCAGUACGACCGCGUCGCGCAGAGGAUCUUCAAGUCCAAUGCGCAUCUCGAUUUUGGCGAGACGUUGUCAUUGGAUCGGUAUCUCGAAGUCGAAGAAGGCGAUGUCGAAGCCGCGCAAAGGCAGGCUUGGACGCAGAGCAAAAGGGACGAGAUUGAGAUCGCUCGCACGAAGUUGAUGGCGCUCAAGUCGACCAAGACGGGGACGAGCUACGGUACGAGCAUCAAAGAGGCGUUUGCGCACCUGUCGACCCUCAAGGACGAACUGGGGGAUCUGUUGACGAGCAAGUUUGCGCACGACUCGCUCGAAGAAGCGGUUUGGAUCGAUCAACAGAUCGUCGAACUCGAAACGCGCAUCAACGACUCGAGGAAAGCGAUCGAGGAGUGUUGGGCCGCCCAGGCCAAGACGGUUUACGAACUCGCGGCAGUGUUCAUCCACCGCGGCACGGCGUUGAGCGGGCACUACUUUAUCUAUCAACGCGAUAGCAAGCACCGCGAUCGGUGGCUCAAGUACAACGAUUCGGUCAUUACCGAUGUUUCGGGUGAGGAUAAGGUCUAUCUUCGUUCGAGGGACGAUACGAAUGCGUAUUUCUUGGUGUAUUGUCGUCGCGAUCGGCUGGAUUCGAUCGAGUCGAUUGCGAGAGAAUUUUAG
Messenger RNA from Microbotryum saponariae, 7356 nucleotides. NCBI's taxonomy places the organism in Eukaryota, Fungi, Basidiomycota, Microbotryomycetes, Microbotryales, Microbotryaceae. The record is from the annotation of a GenBank genome assembly.